AUGAACCCUACCAUGCUCGAAGCCAGCGAUGAUUUGACAAAUCUUUCCCAUCUCAACGAGCCUGCCGUUCUGCAGGCCAUUCGCCUUCGAUACCUCCAAAAAGAGAUCUACACAUACUCCGGUAUUGUGCUGAUAGCAACCAACCCCUUUGCUCGCGUCGAUUCCCUCUACGUACCUGGCAUGGUGCAAGUAUAUGCCGGGAAGCAGAGAGCCACACAAGCUCCUCACCUGUUUGCCAUUGCUGAGGAAGCUUUCAUGGACAUGCUGCGCGACAACAAGAACCAGACCAUCGUCGUGUCUGGUGAGUCCGGUGCUGGUAAAACUGUCAGCGCCAAGUACAUCAUGCGAUACUUCGCGACAAGACAUCCAUCAGACAGCCCGGGAUCGAGGGCAAAGAAGGGCCCAGAGGCGAUGAGCAAGACCGAAGAGGCUAUCCUGGCCACCAACCCCAUCAUGGAAGCCUUCGGUAACGCCAAGACGACGAGAAACGACAACUCCUCGCGGUUCGGAAAGUACAUUGAAAUCAUGUUCGACAAGGAAACAAAUAUUAUCGGAGCUAAGAUCAGGACAUAUUUGCUGGAACGGUCGAGAUUGGUCUUCCAGCCGCUCAAGGAGAGGAAUUAUCACAUUUUCUACCAGCUCGUAGCCGGUGUGACGGACAAGGAGCGCCAGGAGCUGGGUCUGCUGCCUAUUGAGCAGUUUGACUACCUCAACCAGGGCAACACCCCGACGAUUGACGGCGUGGACGACAAGGCGGAAUUCAAGGCGACGAAGCAGUCGCUGACGACGAUUGGUGUGAGUGAGGGCGAGCAGGCCGAGAUCUUUAAGCUGCUUGCUGGUUUGCUCCACCUCGGCAACGUCAAGAUCGGGGCGUCCAGGACGGAAAGCGUGCUCGCUGCGACGGAGCCAUCGUUGGUCAAGGCUUGCGAGAUUCUCGGUAUUGAUGCCCCCGAGUUUGCCAAGUGGAUUGUCAAGAAGCAGCUUGUCACUCGUGGCGAGAAGAUCACUUCGAACCUGUCGCAAGCUCAGGCUAUCGUUGUCAGGGAUUCCGUGGCCAAGUUCAUCUACUCUAGCUUGUUCGACUGGCUGGUGGAGAUUAUAAACAGGAGCUUGGCGACCGAGGAGGUUCUCAGCAGGGUCAAGUCGUUUAUCGGUGUGCUCGAUAUUUACGGUUUCGAACAUUUCGCCAAGAACUCGUUUGAGCAGUUCUGCAUCAACUAUGCCAACGAGAAGCUGCAGCAAGAGUUCAACCAGCACGUCUUCAAGCUUGAGCAGGAGGAGUAUCUUAGGGAGAAGAUCGACUGGACCUUUAUUGAUUUCGCGGAUAACCAGCCCUGUAUCGAUUUGAUUGAGGGCAAGCUCGGUAUUCUUUCUCUCCUUGAUGAAGAAUCCAGGCUGCCUAUGGGAUCUGAUGAGCAGUUUGUCACCAAGCUCCACCACAACUAUGCUGCCGACAAGCACAAGUUCUACAAGAAGCCAAGGUUCGGCAAGUCGUCUUUCACCGUCUGCCACUAUGCCAUCGACGUCACGUAUGAGUCGGACGGUUUCAUAGAAAAGAACCGUGACACGGUUCCCGACGAACACAUGGCGGUACUGCGCGCGUCGACCAAUGCGUUCCUCGGCCAGGUGUUGGAUGCCGCGUCGGCGGUGCGGGAGAAGGACCUCGCCCAGGCAAGCUCUAAUGCGGUGAAGCCGGCGGCCGGUAGGAGAAUUGGCGUCGCCGUCAACCGCAAGCCCACUCUGGGAGGCAUCUUCAAGUCCUCGCUGAUCGAGCUCAUGACCACCAUCAACAGCACUGAUGUGCACUACAUCAGAUGUAUCAAGCCCAACGAGGCCAAGGAGGCGUGGAAGUUUGAGGGCCCCAUGGUUCUCAGCCAGCUCCGCGCCUGCGGUGUUCUCGAAACAGUCCGUAUUAGUUGUGCGGGUUACCCCACGAGGUGGACGUAUGAGGAGUUUGCGCUGCGGUACUACAUGUUGGUGCCGUCGCAGCAAUGGACCUCGGAAAUUAGGCAGAUGGCCGAUGCCAUCCUGACCAAGGCCCUCGGCGCCAACAAGGUGGCCCCGGGUAUGGACAAGUACCAGAUGGGUCUGACCAAGAUCUUCUUCAGGGCGGGUAUGCUUGCCUUUUUGGAGAACCUGAGGACGACCCGUCUCAACGACUGCGCCAUUCUCAUUCAAAAGAACCUCAAGGCCAAGUACUACCGCAAGAAGUAUCUUGCUGCCAGGGGUGCCAUUGUCAGCUUCCAGGCUCUCUUCCGGGGCUACAGGGCCCGCAAGGAGGCUCAGGAGCUGCGGACGAUCAGGGCUGCGGUUACCAUCCAAAAGAACUGGCGUGGUUUCAAGCAGAGGAGAGAGUUCCUCGUUAUCCGCAACGAUGUCAUUCGCGCUCAGGCCGCUAUUAAGGGUUAUCUGCGCCGCAAGGAGAUCAUGGAGACCCGGGUUGGCAACGCUGUUCUUAUCAUUCAGCGCAACUGGCGCUCGAGACAACAGCUUCGUGCCUGGAGAGACUACCGCCGCAAGAUUGUCAUUGUGCAGAGCUUGUGGCGUGGCAAGACUGCUCGGAAGGAGUACAAGGUUGUCCGUGCCGAGGCUCGUGACUUGAAGCAGAUCUCUUACAAGCUGGAGAACAAGGUCGUUGAGUUGACGCAGUCUUUGGGUACCAUGAAGGCGCAGAACAAGGAGUUGAAGGUGCAGGUGGAGAACUAUGAAGGGCAGGUUGCCAUUUGGAGAAAUAGGCACAAUGCUCUGGAGGCUAGGACGAAGGAGCUGCAGACUGAGGCCAACCAGGCUGGUAUUGCGGCUGCUCGUCUGGAGGCUAUGGAGGCGGAGAUGAAGAAGCUGCAGACUAGCUUUGAGGAGUCGACGGCGAAUGUGAAGAGGAUGCAAGAGGAGGAGCGACAACUUCGGGAGAGCCUCCGCGCUACCAACGAGGAGCUUGAGGCUGCGCGCCAGCAGAGCGAGCAGUCCGAGGUUGAGAAGAACUCGCUCAGGCAACAGAUUGCUGAGCUUCAAGAGGCACUGGAGCAGGCUAGAAGAGCUGCUCCCGUCAACGGCGAGCUUGUCAACGGGAACGGACCGGCGUCUGCUGCGCCGGCCGGUCUCAUCAAUCUGGUGUCGUCCAAGAAGCCCAAGAGACGGAGUGCGGGUGCAGAGCCUCGCGAGAUGGAUAGGUACAGCAUGGCCUACAACCCCCGCCCUGUCUCCAUGGCUGUUCCUGGCAUGAACCGCCAGACUACUCUUUCCGGUUCGACAUUUAUUCCCGGUAUUGAUAGCAUCGAGAUGGAGUUGGAAGGUCUCCUUGCCGAUGAGGAGGGCCUGAACCAGGAGGUCACCAUUGGCCUUAUUCGCAACCUCAAGAUCCCUUCGCCAUCCAGCAACCCUGCCCCUACCGACAAGGAGGUCCUUUUCCCUUCGUAUCUCAUCAACUUGGUGACGUCCGAGAUGUGGAACAACGGCUUCGUCAAGGAGUCGGAGCGGUUCCUUGCCAACGUCAUGCAGUCGAUUCAGCAGGAGGUGAUGAACCACGACGACGAGGAGGCUAUCAACCCCGGUGCGUUCUGGCUCUCCAACGUCCACGAGAUGCUGUCUUUUGUCUUCCUCGCCGAGGACUGGUACGAGGCCCAAAAGACGGACAACUACGAGUAUGACCGCCUGUUGGAGAUUGUCAAGCACGAUCUCGAGAGUCUCGAGUUCAACAUUUACCACACCUGGAUGAAGGUACUCAAGAAGAAGCUUAACAAGAUGAUUGUGCCCGCCAUCAUCGAGUCGCAGUCCCUGCCGGGCUUCGUCACGAACGAAAACAACAGGUUCCUUGGCAAGCUUUUGCAGGGCAACUCUGCUCCCGCGUACAGCAUGGAUAACUUGCUGUCGCUUCUUAACAGCGUCUUCCGCGCCAUGAAGGCUUACUACCUUGAGGAUUCCAUCAUUACCCAGACCAUCACCGAGCUGCUCAGGCUUGUUGGCGUGACGGCGUUCAACGAUCUGCUCAUGCGCCGCAACUUCCUCUCUUGGAAGCGUGGUCUGCAGAUCAACUACAACAUCACCCGUAUCGAGGAGUGGUGCAAGAGCCACGACAUGCCCGAGGGGACGCUCCAGCUGGAGCACUUGAUGCAGGCGACCAAGCUGUUGCAGCUCAAGAAGGCGACGCUCAACGACAUCGAGAUCAUUCAGGACAUUUGCUGGAUGCUGUCGCCCAACCAGAUCCAGAAGCUGCUGAACCAGUACCUGGUGGCGGAUUACGAGCAGCCGAUCAAUGGCGAGAUUAUGAAGGCGGUGGCGUCGAGGGUGACGGAGAAGAGCGAUGUGUUGCUGCUGCAGGCUGUCGAUAUGGACGACAGCGGGCCGUAUGAGAUUGCGGAGCCGAGAGUGAUUACUGCUUUGGAGACUUAUACGCCGUCUUGGCUCCAAACCCCACGGUUGAAGCGCCUGGCCGAGAUUGUCUCCCAGCAGGCUAUUGCCCAGCAGGAGAAGCUCGAGUUUGGGUCGCAGGCGGGCGACUUUGACACGCACAGCAUGAAUGAUCUUCAGGAGAUGGAGGAGGGCCCGGGAUCGAUACAGGCGAGCGCCUAG
This is a messenger RNA of Podospora anserina S mat+, 4569 nucleotides long. RefSeq lists its product as uncharacterized. Gene Ontology annotation, cellular component: myosin complex; cytoplasm; vesicle. Lineage: Eukaryota; Fungi; Ascomycota; Sordariomycetes; Sordariales; Podosporaceae. Gene Ontology annotation, molecular function: actin filament binding; microfilament motor activity; ATP binding. The record is from RefSeq and is a predicted model, not a curated record. The transcript is spliced from 4 exons. The coding region runs from base 1 to 4569 and encodes 1522 amino acids. Gene Ontology annotation, biological process: vesicle transport along actin filament; actin filament organization.